Molecule: messenger RNA, 1779 nt
Organism: Alexandromys fortis (reed vole)
Lineage: Eukaryota; Metazoa; Chordata; Mammalia; Rodentia; Cricetidae
Gene: Arcn1
Product: archain 1
Exons: 10
Coding region: 155-1690 (511 amino acids)
Biological process (GO): retrograde vesicle-mediated transport, Golgi to endoplasmic reticulum; Golgi localization; endoplasmic reticulum to Golgi vesicle-mediated transport
Cellular component (GO): COPI vesicle coat
Source: RefSeq, a predicted model, not a curated record
ACGUGGCUUGGGUCCGCCAUCUUGGCCAGAGGCGAAGCGGCGGAGGCUCCUGUCAGGGGCAGCAGGUCCGGAGCGGCCCGAGCUCCGCUUCCCUGGGCUGCAGCCCGAGCCGCAGCGGAGCCAGAGCGUGGUGCGCCCCACCUGCGGCCUCACCAUGGUGCUGUUGGCAGCAGCAGUCUGCACGAAAGCUGGAAAGGCUAUUGUUUCUCGACAGUUUGUGGAGAUGACCCGCACUCGGAUUGAAGGUUUAUUAGCAGCUUUUCCAAAACUCAUGAACACUGGAAAACAACACACUUUUGUUGAAACAGAGAGUGUAAGAUAUGUCUACCAACCUAUGGAGAAACUGUACAUGGUAUUGAUCACUACCAAAAACAGCAAUAUUUUAGAAGAUUUGGAGACUUUAAGGCUCUUCUCAAGAGUGAUUCCUGAAUAUUGUCGCGCCUUAGAAGAAAAUGAAAUAUCUGAGCACUGUUUUGAUUUGAUUUUUGCUUUUGAUGAAAUUGUUGCUCUGGGAUACCGGGAGAAUGUUAAUUUGGCCCAGAUCAGAACCUUCACAGAAAUGGAUUCUCAUGAGGAGAAAGUGUUCAGAGCAGUCAGAGAGACUCAGGAACGUGAAGCUAAGGCUGAGAUGCGGCGUAAAGCAAAGGAAUUACAACAGGCCCGAAGAGAUGCAGAAAGACAGGGCAAGAAAGCACCAGGAUUUGGUGGAUUUGGUAGUUCUGCGGUGUCUGGAGGCAGCACAGCAGCCAUGAUCACAGAAACUAUCAUUGAAACUGAUAAACCAAAAGUGGCACCUGCACCAGCCAGACCUUCAGGUCCUAGCAAGGCUUUGAAACUUGGAGCCAAAGGAAAGGAAGUAGAUAACUUUGUGGACAAAUUGAAGUCUGAAGGUGAAACUAUUAUGUCUUCUAAUAUGGGGAAUCGUACCUCGGAAGCAACCAAAGUGCAUGCUCUGCCCAUUAAUAUGGAAAGUGUGCAUAUGAAGAUUGAAGAAAAGAUCACAUUAACCUGGGGAAGAGAUGGGGGAUUACAGAAUAUGGAGUUGCAUGGCAUGAUCAUGCUUAGGAUCUCAGAUGAAAAAUUUGGCCGGAUUCGUCUCCAUGUAGAAAAUGAAGAUAAAAAAGGGGUGCAGCUCCAGACCCAUCCAAAUGUGGAUAAAAAGCUUUUCACUUCAGAAUCUCUCAUUGGCUUGAAAAACCCAGAGAAGUCAUUUCCAGUCAACAGUGAUGUAGGGGUACUUAAAUGGAGACUACAGACAACAGAGGAAUCUUUUAUUCCCUUGACAAUUAAUUGCUGGCCCUCUGAAAGUGGAAAUGGUUGUGAUGUGAACAUAGAAUAUGAGCUGCAGGAGGAUAAUUUAGAGCUCAAUGAUGUGGUCAUCACCAUCCCACUCCCAUCGGGUGUUGGUGCGCCAGUGAUUGGUGAGAUUGACGGUGAAUAUCGACAUGACAGUCGGCGAAAUACCUUGGAGUGGUGCCUGCCAGUGAUUGAUGCCAAAAAUAAGAGUGGCAGCUUGGAGUUCAGCAUUCCUGGGCAGCCCAAUGACUUCUUCCCUGUUCAAGUUUCCUUCAUCUCCAAAAAAAAUUACUGCAACAUACAGGUUACCAAAGUGACCCAGGUAGAUGGAAACAGCCCUGUCAGAUUUUCCACAGAGACCACUUUCUUAGUGGACAAAUAUGAAAUCCUGUAAUACCAAGAAGGAGGAAAACCGAAAAGGAAGGAUUUCAGAUUAAUAAAGAAGAAGCCAAAAGUGGCUGAAGAGUUUUUCCAAAUUUACAA